CCCUAAAAAUUUUUUUUUAAAAACUAUCUUUUGGGGCACCUGGGUGGCUCAGUUGCCCCAAGCAUCAGACUUCGUCUCCGGGGUUCGAGCUCCACAUUAGGUUCUUCACUGACAGUGCUGAGCCUGCUUGGGAUUCUCUCUCCCUCUCUCUCUGUCCCCCGCCUCCCCCCAAAACACACACACACUCUCUCUCUCAAAAUAAACUUAAAAAAAAACCUAUCUUUUUAUCAUUGCCAUAUAUAAUAAUGUUACAAAAUAACCAAGAAAAGUAUGUGUUUAUAUGUAAGCAUAUGUAUGUUUUGUAUAUACGUAUAACACACACACACACACGAAGGCAGUCAUAAAAUGUGUUCAUAGGUUCCUAAUUUGGUUCCUAAUUUCAGAAGUGUGCAAAUGCAAGUUUAUCCCUAGGAGAUGCAUAAUUUGCAUGAUAAUUGUUUUCUGAGUUGUGUGUACUUUCAGAUAUUACUUAUGAAAGAUUGAACAGCUUACUUUUUCUUUUUUUCUCAGAAAUAAACUCUGAGGAUCACAGAUAUUAUUCUUUUAUGUUACAUUUUACAGUCUUAGUCACAAAAACUGUUUACACAUGGUAAAGUUAAUUGCAUAUUGGUACCCACAAAACGGGGGCCAAGGUCACAAAUCUCAACCUAAGUCAGCCUGAUCUAAUGGUACUCCUCUCAUUGUCAAAGAAACCUAAUAUAUGCCAGUCACAAUCUUGCAACUCAGCUUUAGCUAGCUUACUUGGCCUUAUUAGGAAAUCCCUAUUAAUCAAAUUCACUCUUGACCAACAUCCCUCCGAAGAGUGCUUUAUGGUUUGUUUUCCCUUGAAUAAAAGACAUCAAAUUGUUACUGUUUUAGUUUUGUUAUUUGACACAUUUGUUAUUUGCUUCCUUUUGGCAGCUCUGAGUUAAAAGGCACACUUUUGGAAAAAUAGUUUAAAAUUUCCCCUUUAUGAACUUUAUAUUACAAAACUUCCUAGCACAUAGAAAAGGAGAAAACAGUAAAAUGAUCAUACCCACAUAUUAGACGUAGAAAUCCUUAACAUGUUACUAUAUUUGCCUUUUCUGGUUGUUAUUUAAUUACAAAUAUGUAAUAUAAUGCUAAGUAUUCUAAUAUGCAUCUCUAAAAAAACUAAAUUUUCCUACAUAAUCCCAAUAGUUAUUAUCACAAUUAACAAAACUAACGUAACUUCCCUUAAUAUUUUUAAGAUCCGAUCCAUACACAAAUUUCCCCAGUUGUUCCCAAACGUCUUUUUGUUUUCUCCAACCAGGAUCUGAUCCAGGACCACACUGUAUUUGAUGGUAUGUUAAAGUUUAACCCAUAACCUCUGGGACUUUGGUAGAAUUUGGGCGCCAGAGAGCAAUACAGACUGUUGAUAACAUCUCAUUAAUAACGCCCCCUUUACCAUCUGCCUCCCUGCCACGUGGACUGCCCCAACGUACAUGAAACCUGCGAGCGGUCGCGGUAUUUUCAUGGAAAUGUAGUUCUGGAUGUUCCGGCUGACCGCGCGGCAUUCUAGGAACGGAUAUCCUGGGCUUUUCCCUGCGCAUGUGCAGUCACCCCCAUUUACCGGCUUCCGUCCUCCCAGGCUGUGCGGAUGCGCCGGGUUUGCCCUUAGCUUAUCCUUCACAGUUGUCCGUACUCUCCCAACAACAGCAGAAAAUGGACACAACUCAGGCAUCAGUGUCAUUCAAGGACGUGACUGUGGAGUUCACCCAGGAGGAGUGGCAGCAAAUAGGUCCAAUUCAGAGGACCCUGUAUAGAGAUGUGAUGCUGGAGAACUACAACAACCUGGUCUCAGUGGGGAACUGCAUUUUCAAACCAGCAGUAAUCUUCAAAUUGGAGCAAGGAGAGGAGCCUUGGUUCUUAGAAGAAGAAUUCUUAAACCAGAGCCACCAAGAAGAUUACAGAGAUGAUUACCUGAUCAAGAGGAACAAGAAAAUCAAAGACAACCACUUUCAGGAAGUAAUAUCCAUUGAUAAUAAACUAUUGACUGGAGAGGAAGAGGAAAUUUUGGGAAAACAGUUUAAUCUGCACAUAGCUCCUGUUUCAACAAAAAUGUCCUGUAAAUAUGACUCAUGGGGAGUAAAUUUGCAAAAUAUUUCCCAAUUUAUCAUUAAUAAUAGAAACUAUUCAACAAAAAAACCAGAUUGCUGUAGUGUAUGUGAAAAUUUGUCUUUCAAAAUUAAGUUUGAGAGAAGUCACACUGGAGAGAAGUUAUAUGAAUAUAAUAGAAGUGGGGAAGCUUUCAGUUAUAAGGAAAAUCCUCCUGAGAGUCAAAAGUGUCAAACGUUGGAGCAAGCUUUUAAAUAUAAUGAAAUUGGAAAAACCAUCUAUGAUGAGGCUGCCUGUGUUACACAUAAGAAUAUUCACACAGGAGAAAAAUCCUAUAAAAAUGAUGGAUUUAGGGGAAAAAAUGAAAAAACAACUGUCUUUAACUAUAAAACAACUGGGACAGGGGAGAAAUACCCUCAUCUUAACCAAUGUGGGAAAUCCUUCUGUGAGAAGUCAGCUCUCAAGGAAUACAAUAAAUUCAACAUGGCUGUGAAACAUGAAUGUAAUGCAAGUGGGAAUAAUUUCUACAGGAAGUCAUACUUCACUCAACCUCAGAUACCUGUCACAGAAGAGAACUCAUUAGUAUGUAAUGACAGAAGACAAACUGGGGAUAAAUCCUUUGAAUAUCAUGAAGAUAGGAAUUCCUACCACAUAUCAGCCCACAAAGUACGACAGCGAAGUCACUCUGAAGUAAAACCCUAUAAGUGUAAUGAAUGUGGUAAAUCUUUCUUUCAAAAAGGACAUCUCAUUCAACAUCAGAGAACUCACACAGGAGAGAAACCAUUUGAAUGUAAUGAAUGUGGAAAAACCUUCUCCCAGAAGUCACACCUCAGUACACAUCAGAGAAUUCACAGAGCAGAAAAACCCUAUAAGUGUAAUGAAUGUGGGAAAACAUUUGUCCAGAAGUCAACCCUCAGGGGACAUCAGAGAAUUCAUACAGGAGAGAAGCCUUAUAAAUGUAGUGAAUGUGGGAAAACUUUUGUUCAAAAGUCAACCCUCAGAGAUCAUCACAGAAUUCACACAGGAGAGAAAUCCUUUCAGUGUAAUGAAUGUGGGAAAACUUUUGGUCAGAAGUCAAACCUCAGAAUACAUCAGAGAACACAUAGUGGUGAGAAAACAUAUCAGUGUAACGAAUGUGAAAAAUCGUUCUGGCGAAAAGACCAUCUCAUUCAACAUCAGAAAACACACACAGGAGAGAAACCUUUUAAAUGUAAUGAAUGUGGGAAAACUUUUGCCCGGACAUCAACCCUUAGAGUGCAUCAAAGAAUUCAUACUGGGGAGAAACCAUUUAAAUGUAAUGAAUGUGGGAAAAAAUUUGUCCGGAAGGCAAUCCUUAAUGAUCAUCAGAGAAUUCAUACAGGAGAGAAACCUUUUCAGUGUAAUAAAUGUGGGAAAACUUUUGGCCAGAAAUCAAACCUCAGAAUACAUCAGAGAAUUCACAGUGGUGAAAUCUUAUAAAUGUAAUGAAUUUGGAACAUUGUCUAAGAAGUCAACCCUAAAUAUUUACCAGAGAAUUCAGGGAGGGAGGGAAAUCCUGUUGAUAUAAUAACUGUGGAAAAUCAUUGUGGCUGAAAGACCAAUCCAUUUGACUCCAGAAAAUCCACACAAGAGAGGAACCACAUACAUAUGAAUGUAGGAAAACCUUUAUCCAAAAAGCAACCUUGAAUAUAUAUCAGAGAAUGCACACAGACUGAUACUCCUUUCAAGAUACUAUGGAAAGCCCUCUUGAAAGAAGCCAUGCCUUUUAAGAUAACUCACACAUAAUUGUCUGGGUCUCCCUUUCCUCCAAAUAGGGCUGGUGGACUUUGAAUGUUCAUGUUGUAUGCCAUAUCUAGUUCUGACAAAAGACCUCCCUGACAAACUACAGGGAUACUGUCAGAAUAAAACAGAGAUGACCCAAGACAACCUUGGGUAUCAUGCUUCAA
Molecule: messenger RNA, 3980 nt
Organism: Felis catus (domestic cat)
Lineage: Eukaryota; Metazoa; Chordata; Mammalia; Carnivora; Felidae
Gene: ZNF510
Product: zinc finger protein 510
Exons: 5
Coding region: 1549-3513 (654 amino acids)
Biological process (GO): regulation of transcription by RNA polymerase II
Molecular function (GO): DNA-binding transcription factor activity; RNA polymerase II cis-regulatory region sequence-specific DNA binding
Source: RefSeq, a predicted model, not a curated record